Myripristis murdjan (pinecone soldierfish) is the source of this 4158-nucleotide messenger RNA. RefSeq names its product secretory carrier-associated membrane protein 1-like. The record is from RefSeq and is a predicted model, not a curated record. Gene Ontology annotation, cellular component: recycling endosome membrane; trans-Golgi network membrane. Bases 187 to 1230 code for a protein of 347 amino acids. NCBI's taxonomy places the organism in Eukaryota, Metazoa, Chordata, Actinopteri, Holocentriformes, Holocentridae. Gene Ontology annotation, biological process: protein transport. The transcript has 10 exons.
CAUCACGCAUCCUCUCCCCCUCCUGCCAUUUUUUUGUGCUGCUGCUAACUUGCUAAGCGGAAGGUCUGUGUGUGUCGGCAGGAGGCGGAAAGACCGCAGGACAGUGAGGCAGAUAAAGGGACUGAACCUUCCCUGGAGCAUCGGGGAGCUCUUCCACCCGGGAAACCUCUACUUGAAGGCGGCACAAUGUCCGAUUUUGACAGCAACCCGUUCGCAGACCCAGACUUCAGCAAUCCUUUUCAGGAUCCCUCAGUGACGCAGGUUACUCAGUCUGCCCCUCCUGGUGGUCUGGAGGAGUAUAACCCCUUCACAGAUGCCAGAACGGCACCUCCUGGAAAUGCCCCCAAACCCACUCCUGCCCCCUCCCAGAACACACAGCCUGCCAUCAUGAAGCCCACAGAAGAACCGCCGGCCUACUCACAGCAACAGACUCAGCGGCGUAAUCAGGACCAGGCGCGCGCACAGGCUGAAUUGUUGAGAAGGCAGGAGGAGCUGGAGAAGAAAGCAGCAGAGCUUGAUCGCCGGGAGAGAGAGUUGCAGUCCCAUGGAGCUGCAGGAGGGCGCAAAAACAACUGGCCUCCACUGCCAGAGAAGUUCCCCGUCGGGCCAUGUUUCUACCAUGAUAUUGCAGUGGACAUUCCUGUAGAGUUUCAGAAGACGGUCAAGAUUAUGUACAACCUCUGGAUGUUUCAUACGGGGACGCUAUUUGUGAACAUGUUUGGCUGCCUGGCCUGGUUCUGUGUGGAUGCCAACCGUGGUGUAGAUUUCGGCCUGGCCAUGCUAUGGUUCAUGCUGUUUACCCCCUGUUCCUUUGUCUGCUGGUACAGACCACUUUACGGGGCUUUCAGGAGUGACAGUUCAUUCCGCUUCUUUGUCUUCUUCUUCGUCUAUAUCUGUCAGUUUGGAGUUCAUGUGCUACAAUCUAUUGGCAUCAUUGGCUGGGGAACUUGUGGUUGGAUAGCAGCUCUGACUGGUUUGAACACCAGUAUCCCAGUGGGCAUCAUCAUGUUACUCAUCGCAGCUCUGUUCACUGCUCUGUCUGUGGGCUCACUCAUCAUGUUUAAAAAGGUGCAUGCACUGUAUCGCACCACAGGUGCUAGUUUUGAGAAGGCUCAGCAGGAGUUUGCCACGGGAGUCAUGUCUAACAAGACCGUCCAGACUGCAGCUGCCAACGCCGCAGCUAAUGCCGCUACCAACGCUGCCCGCGGGGCCUUUAAAGCCAAUCCCUAGAUAGAUAUAGACACACACCUACACACGUAUACACACACACAACACACACACUUAAAAGAUGGAGAUGCACAACUCCGGUCCUGUGCAUUCUCAAAUCAAACUGUUCCUGUUUGUGAAUGUCACUAUGCUAAUUGCCCCACACAUCUUACAUUAAAAGGUGUUUAAAUGGUUAUUGACAGGAAAUAAAAGAGGGCAAAUUAAGCUAACACGGUGACCGGAGUUGUCCAUCUUCACCUCAAAUCAUUUAUCAAUGAAAAGGCUCCUACAUCCACCCUGUCUGCUUUCCAGUCAGGUGACUGUGUCUGCUCAGAUCCCCCAAAUCAUCCACUAAGUGACUCAAGGUAUGCUCUGACUGUGUGGGGUUUGUGCGCAUUUGUGAGUGCUGAUUCGUCUUGCACUCUCUUAUACGUUCUUUCGCUUUUCCCCUUGUCCCUCUGUCCCAUUUGAGGUAAUCCUAGGUCAGGCGCUGGUUGAGGUACGAGCAGACCUUACGUUAUAUUUCUGUCAUGGUGAUAACCUCCAAGUUUCUUCCUGCCUGGUCAACACAGUAUAGAGUUAUGAAAAGUGAUAAUCUGAUGAUGGUGUUUUGCACAUAGUUCUGUCAUCUUGCUCACAUAUUGAACGUACAGUGUCUGUUUGAAUGGGUGGGCCUGCGUCUGAAUGUGUAUUUCAUUUUGUAAGAAAAAUGGUGGAUCUGAGUUAGUUUUGAUUAUCUAGUACUUGGUCAUUGUGAUCCGAAAGGUAAAACGUAUCUUGUCCCACAUAUGUCAGCGCUUCUAGUCUGAGACUCUUGACAAACCCUAUUCUGAUCAUGGAAGAACUGAAUUCAUAUAAAUAGGAAUAUAUCUGUAUGUAUUUGACGACCUGCCCACAACCCCAGCAGUGCUCCAGCAACACCUGGUAGUCAAAACCAUAAAUCCCACUCUGAUAUUUUGGCAAAGCGGGCUGGGUUGGCUUCUCUGUGGCUUACUAAAACUUGACAGCAUGAUAAUAACAUGCAUGUUUAGCACAUUCAAGGUAGCUGUUUCCUUGGCAAAGUUAUUCUGCCCCUGUUGGCCUUUUCUGUGGCUACAAGGGCACCUGGUUUGGGAGAAUGUCUGCCUACUUACGUUCCCUUGGUUUCUGUGUGAAGUGAGGUCCAAGGUUAUUGCAUGUCCCACCGACUGGACGAUGUCUGGAUCUGUUUAGGAUAAAGCACUGAACACCCAGGUCAGUAGGUCACCAGUUCUCACCACAAACCUUAAGAGGUUAAGUCAGCCAUUUUCACCACCUGGUGCACUAAAAAGGGGAGCAAAAAUGUAAAAUACUCAUUUUUUCUUUUAUGUAACACAUUAACUCCAAACUGCUAUGUGGCUUUCCCAUAGUUCUGUUUGUAGCGCUUCAUGUUAUUAUCAGUUAAACACUAACGCUGCUAUGAAUCUGAGAGCCGCUUGGUCGUGGCCUCCUCCUGUCACGUUUGCCAUUAAAAAGGAGGACGCACAUCUUACUCUCUAAAGGAGAGGGACACCAAAUAGGCUCACGGGGGGAGCAGGAGAACUGAGAGACGUGACUGUCUGCCUUUCCUCACAGAGUAUGAUCUGGACCAUGGUAGAGCUGGAAAUAAUAGAUGAACAUGUAUACAUAUAAAUAGAAUAAACAGUGCACUGUAUACUGUAUGUACACCAUACAUAGACUAAGACUAAUACACUGCAACUCAUGCGUUUUCACACUAACAGACAUGAGUACAUUGAACUUCCUCUGUGAGCAUUACUGACAACUGAAAUUUAAUGGCCAAUAAAAAUAAUAUGCUUUACACAGGAUUGGACUUGAUGCAGAUUCAAUGACAUCCCUACAUUAGAAAAUAUUGGUGGUAUUAUAUGGUGGUAAACUGUAUAGACUGCUACCAGACUACUGUCACUGAGGUGAAAUAUGGACGAGGAUUGCAUUUGUUUAGCGCUUUAGCUGAUGCUGGAGGCAUCUCUCAUCGACUGUUUGAAGAUGUGCAUGAAAGAUGGCUAAUGACUGGUACUGCUGUUAUUACUAAUAUAUGGACUGAAUGUUAUAGUGACGAAAUACUCCUGUGAGUUUAAUGAAGUUGAUGGUGAAUAAUCUGUCACAAAAUAAUAGGCCUACAUUUUGGCAGUAUUUUUCUUGUUUGGAAAUGUUUUAAAUUCAUUGCACAUUUCUGGUUUUAUGUUGAACAUAGUACAGAAAGCAGUUAUGUUUUUAUUUAUGGUGUAAUUUAAGUCAUUUGUAUUUCAGUUUUGUUUGGUUUGAUUUUACAUAAUGUAUUAUGUUUGUGUGGUUUUGUAAAGACAUGAUCAUAGCAUCAACUACCUACAAAAAGUGUUCCGUGACUUUGACCCUGCAGGAGGUGUGGUUGUGUGGAUGAACGUAUGUUUGGAUGAUUCGUCUCAAAGUAAAGAAAAGAUCUUUUUCUUCCCUCAAGUGUUAAUGCCAUGUCCUGAAAAGCUGUGAGAAAUCUACCAAAUGUCCAUAUAGAUUCGUUUUUAAAUCUUGGUUGGUGACGUGUUCCCUUGCCAUUUUUUUACUUUUACACAUUACGCAGUUUUUCUUUGCUAUGAGCAUCCAUAUGAUUUUCAUUUAACAAUAGGUUUGAACAGUAUUCAAUCAUUACAUAAAGCCAUGACACACUGGAUAGCUCCUUAAUGUAUUGGGCUUGUUGGCCUUCAUUAUAGGAUAACUUUGUGUUUGCUGACACAAAAUGGUGUUUUUGGCCUGUGAUCAUGUUGUUUCACUGAAUUUGAGAAGAAACUCAUUUAAAAGGGACACUUGUAUAUUUUGUAAAGUUGAAAAUUUGAUCCCCGUCAUCAAUCAUAUGUAAAAAGAAAAAAAUAAUGCACUCUUGUCUCGCCUUUGUCGCAUGUGAAAUAGUUUGAGUUUUGUAUAUUUAUGGUAUUAACAUGAAAUAAAAUUUGAAAGAAAUGA